Molecule: messenger RNA, 4152 nt
Organism: Pogoniulus pusillus (Red-fronted tinkerbird)
Lineage: Eukaryota; Metazoa; Chordata; Aves; Piciformes; Lybiidae
Gene: NPR3
Product: natriuretic peptide receptor 3
Exons: 8
Coding region: 28-1590 (520 amino acids)
Biological process (GO): signal transduction
Cellular component (GO): membrane
Molecular function (GO): natriuretic peptide receptor activity; peptide hormone binding
Source: RefSeq, a predicted model, not a curated record
UCGGGCGUCUCGCGGGGGGCGGGAGCGAUGCCGCCCUGGCUGCUCGGUAGCCUCUGCUGCGUGCUGGCGGCGCGGGCGGCGCUGGGCGGCAGCCCCACGGGCGCGGAGGCGGCGGCGGAGGAGAAGGUGAUCCGAGUGCUGGUGCUGCUGCCGCAGGACGAUGCCUACCUCUUCUCGCUGGGGCGGGUGCGGCCGGCGAUCGAGUACGCGGUGCGGAGCCUGCGGGAGAGCGGCGCCGGCUUGCUGCCCGGCUACACCUUCCAGCUCACCUACGAGGACUCGGCAUGCGGCAACCGCGCCCUCUUCAGCCUGGUGGACAUGGUGGCCCUGCAGCGCCGCCGCCCCGACCUGCUGCUGGGGCCUGUCUGCGAGUACGCGGCGGCACCGGUGGCGCGGCUGGCGGCCCACUGGGACGUCCCCAUGCUGUCGGCAGGGGCGCUGGCCGCGGGCUUCGGCGCCAAGGGUGGCGAGUACUCGCACCUCACCCGCGUGGCCCCUGCCUACGCCAAGAUGGGCGAGAUGCUGCUAGCCCUUUUCCGCCACCACCAGUGGAGUCGGGCCACGCUGCUCUACAGUGACAGCAACCCCGAGCGCAGCUGCUACUUCGCCAUGGAAGGCGUCCAUGUGGUCUUCCAGGAGGAGGCCUUCCACAUGGCUGUGCAUAGCUUCGACGAGAACAGCCGACACCUUGACCUCGACGACAUCGUUCGCUCCCUCCAGAGCGGUGAGAGGGUUGUAAUCAUGUGUGCCAGCGGUGACACAAUCAGGAACAUCAUGUUGGCUGCUCAUCGGCAAGGAAUGACCAAUGGGGACUAUGCUUUCUUCAAUAUUGAACUCUUCAACAGCUCAUCAUAUGGAAAUGGCUCUUGGAGAAGAGGAGACAAACAUGACCUUGAAGCCAAGAAGGCAUACUCCUAUCUCCAAACUGUCACUCUGCUGAGGACCGUGAAGCCUGAGUUUGAGAAAUUUUCCCUGGAGGUGAAAAGUUCUAUUCAGAAGCAAGGUCUGCAUGAGGAUGACUAUGUGAACAUGUUUGUGGAAGGAUUCCAUGAUGCUAUUCUUCUUUAUGCUCUAGCUUUACAGGAAGUCCUGAAGUUUGGUUUCAGUAAGAAAGAUGGGGAAAAAAUUGUUCAGCAAACACGGAACAGAACAUAUGAAGGCAUUGCAGGGCAGGUGUCAAUUGAUGCCAAUGGAGACAGAUACGGGGAUUUCUCUGUGAUUGGAAUGACAGACCCAGAGGCAGGCACCCAGGAGGUGAUUGGGGACUACUAUGGAAAGCAGGGGCAUUUUGAAAUCCGAUCAAAUGUGAAGUAUCCUUGGAAUCACGGCAGGCUGCGACUGGAUGAAAGCAGAGUUUCAGAGCACACAAACAAUACACCAUGCAAAUCACCAGGUGGUCUAGGAGAAUCAGCAGUUACAGGAAUCGUUGUGGGUGCCUUGCUUGGAGCAGGAUUGCUAAUGGCUUUUUACUUUUUCAGAAAGAAAUACAGAAUUACUAUUGAGAGACGAACUCGACAGGAGGAUUGUAACAUGGGGAAACAUCGGCAGUUACGUGAAGACUCCAUUAGAUCUCAUUUUUCUGCUGCAUAAAGAAGAAGAAGAAGAAGAAAAAAGAAUCCCAUUCUUCCCAGUGACAAAAAGAAUUAGGGAAAAGGACACAACCAAAGACAUCAGUAUAAAAAGAACCAAGGCUCUUGAAGAACUCACUCUUUUAAGCAGUAAAUUUGUCUUAAUUUCUUUCAGAACCUCAGGAAUGAUUUGCUAACCACAUUAUGCCACAUGGCCUUUCAUCUCACAAAAAAAGGAAAACAAUGCAGUUUGAUGUUAUAGGAUAUACUUAAUAUGAAAAGACAGUAUUUCUUAAGGCAUAUGUUAAGGGUGCAGAUCUGGGUUUAGUUGAUGGGGGAAGGCCUCAUUCUGCUCCCUUUUAUUUUAACUCCUACUGCCUCUUUGCUUAAUUGUGUCUUAUACGUGGGUAUCAAAUAUGGUUUGACAGGCACAGGUGCUGAUUGCUUGUUGGAAAGUAAAAAGGGGCUCAUUUGGGGUAUGAUCCUGCAUCACUGAGUCAUGGACAUUGAUAACAGGGUAUACAAGAUGGGGGAUAUGGAAUUUAGUUCUGGGAGGACAGUGACCCUUGGUUGUAGUUAACUCCACUGGGGUGUAAUGAGUGCCAUUGAGAAAGUCAGGCAAGUGGAAACACACAAACCAUUCUUUCCUUGUUUGUGUAGUAUUACAAUCAAAAGCACUGAUUCUCCCUCAUAGGUGCUGGGACUUAGGAGAGCUCCAGUGGAGGAUGAGGAGUUUUGAUGGUGUUGAAAUAGUGAGAGAGGAAGACUAUCAGGAAAGAGUUGCAGGUUCCUCAGUCAUAUGUGUUUUAUUAUGCUUUUUUCUCUUGACUGCCAUGACUUUAUAGAGAGGCAAAUAGAGUCCAUGUAGAGCCUGUUCCUGUUCCCAGUGAAGUCAAUGGCAAAAUGCCAUUAACUUCAGUGAGCACAGGACUGCAUCCAAAAUUGUAAAUAUGGAAGUGUUUGUAUAGCUGAGGCAAUUUGAAAGGGGAUCUUUUUGUGUGUGUGUAAAAUUACAUUCCAUGCUACCAUUUUAUUUUUAGGAUAUUUUUAAUCUUGUAUUUUUCUAUUAAAGUAUCUAUUUUUGCUUUGGUAGGAUUAAAAACUAAGGGUAAGGAUGUUUCCAAGAUGUAUUUUUUAUGAUAGGAGUAACAUGCAGGGAAAGUCAAGAGCUGUAAAUACAUUUUAGAACCAAUAUUUAGGGGAGGAGAAUGGACAUACAGAUAGUAACAGACUUUUUACCCCAUCUCCUCUAGGCAUAGGCAACGUUAAUGUAGUUACCUAAACAGUAUAAAUGCAGUUACUAAAUUGUCUGUAUGAGGAUAGUGCUGAUCAUGCAAACAAUGAACUUUUCACAUGUUAAAUAGUCCUACAUUAGUCAGCAAGACUAACUAUUCAUGCAUGUAUAGAUAACAUGUAAGAACUACCUUCAGGAACUGGGGUAGUAAAACACUGUUCUAGGGCUGGUUUUAAUCCUGCUGUCAUCAGUAUCCCUGGGACUUUUGCCAUUGACUUUACCAGGAGCAAAACUGAAUCUGUGAUGUGUUAGCUACUGACAAGGUAUUUUAUACUAGACAAAUGAGAGUUCAGCGCUUUCGAGUCAGCAAAUGGAAAUGAACAGUGCAUGUUAGAAAUGUGGUGAAUAAGACUCGUAACAAUACUGUCUGUGGGAAAGCCUAGCUACAGCUGUGGUUCUAGUGCAUGUAAGUUUUUGGGCUGCUCUGAGUCCAUAAGCAGAAUUUUUUGGUCUCAGCAGUCAUAGUCAGACUUCAUUCUCAAAACUAGGACCGAAGCCUGUGUUCUACAAAACUUCUAGGCCCUGGGAAACCAGCUUGCCAAUUCAGAGAAACCCUUUUAGGGUAGCUGGAAGUGAAUGAAGAGCAAAAGCUGGCUCUGUGUUCUUUCGACUGCCUUUUAUUUACUGAUGAAGUACUCCGGGAGUAUUUUCUUGGACUUUUUUACUUACAUUGCACUUGUCUCUUACCACGUGCAGGGGGUUAAUCUCUUGCUCUUGUGGAAUAUUGUCCAGUGUCCUAGGCAGCCAGAGGCAGGGCUUCUUGGCUGUCAAGGCAGCUCCAGUGUAUCUGGUGAAUGCACAGCACAUAGAUUUGGUGUCUUUAGCAUUCACUGUAUCAGCUGUUGUUUACGCGGUAGAUUUCCAUCAAGCUGUUUUUCCAAUGUAAGUCUGUAUGACUUCUGCAAAAAUGCUUUAACCAAAGCAACACUGUGGUCAAAGGAGAGUUCUCUGAAGUAGCCUCAUUAUCUCACAGGCUCCACAGAAGAGCAUAGGCUACAGCAUCAUUCAUACUGCUGUGAGGCUGGGAAGAAAAAGGGACUUGCUGAUUAGUUUUUUGAAUUCUUUUCAGGCAGUUCUGUGUGUUUAUCCCCUGGGCCCACUUCAGGUUCAGGAUUUCUUUAAUAAUUUGAGACUUUUGAUCUAUUUCUUGGUUUCCAAAUACACCUUUCGGUAUUUUUACUUUUCUUUCAUCCGUUUGACUGCUUUGCCACAGAGAAGGAGAAAGGAAGAUUUUAAAAUGUGUAGAGAAAAGAGAGUAUGAUUGGAAGAAUAAACUUUUCUUCAAAGUUA